AUCACCAUGCAUUAAUUGAGCUGCGGCUUGCGACUCUGGCCGCAGUGUAUAGGGGUUUCACAAAGGAUAUAAAGACUGGAGACCCUCUGAUGGAUUGAAAACCUAAACAAUUACAAGAUGUUUCUGAACUUUGCAACAAUUAGCUUCAUCGCGACCCUUCUUUCCUUCGCCACCUCUGUCACGGCCCAUCCCACUGCCAAUCUCAUCCGAGAGCCAAAGGACUCCCCUAGAUUCGCUGGUGCGAUCCUCAGUGAAUCCACUUAUGAUCGGGUUACCUCGACCUUUGUUAUUCCGAAAUUUGGCCCGAACAAUUCGACCGUGCCGGAUGGCACCCAGUACUUGAAUGCAGUAGUUGGCCUUCAGUGCACUCAGGCUGUUCGUAUCUACGCAUUUGUUGGUUUCUCAAUUAGUCCCGAUGGGGGUGUGUAUGUCUCUGCACUGGGACCUGUUCCCCCGGCAGUAUCCUUCAAUGUCGGGGAGACAGCUAGGAUAACCGUAGAAGUGGCGAACAACGGAUACAAUGCAACUGUUGAGAAUUUAACCUCUGGCAACGCGACACACGGACACAUGCCUUCAGCUAUACCUCCUACCUGUAACACGACAGUAUGGGGUAUCGAGGGGCCCAACUCUCGGCCUUUUGUGGGCAGUAUCAUUUUCUUCAACACGUUCGCUCGUCCCGCAAACGGGCUGCCGGAAGUUGGUCCGGGGGGAGCAACCAUUCAAAACAUCGUUACACCUAAUGGGGCAAAUCUUACUUCCACUUACAUCACCUCUUCCCCAGGAAUAACCAUCUCAUAUCUCUGA
Messenger RNA from Cantharellus anzutake, 804 nucleotides. RefSeq lists its product as uncharacterized. Lineage: Eukaryota; Fungi; Basidiomycota; Agaricomycetes; Cantharellales; Hydnaceae. The coding region runs from base 118 to 804 and encodes 228 amino acids. The transcript has 3 exons. Gene Ontology annotation, molecular function: glutamic-type endopeptidase activity. Gene Ontology annotation, biological process: proteolysis. The record is from RefSeq and is a predicted model, not a curated record.